Messenger RNA from Musa acuminata AAA Group (dessert banana), 1575 nucleotides. RefSeq names its product zinc finger AN1 domain-containing stress-associated protein 15-like. Gene Ontology annotation, molecular function: zinc ion binding; ubiquitin-protein transferase activity. The record is from RefSeq and is a predicted model, not a curated record. The transcript has 2 exons. Gene Ontology annotation, biological process: protein ubiquitination. Bases 498 to 959 code for a protein of 153 amino acids. Lineage: Eukaryota; Viridiplantae; Streptophyta; Magnoliopsida; Zingiberales; Musaceae.
CCUCCCCCCCCCCCCCCCCCCCCCCAUCGAAUCCCGACGGCUUCGGCCUCGAUCUUUAGAUCGAGCUCGAUCCAUUUCGAGGAGAUUCCCGUCGUCGCCUCGCUCCCCAGACCUUAAUUCCAUCUGAAAGUUCCCAAUCGGUGAGCUUGAUUCCAGGGUUUCCGUUGUCUUCUUUAAGAUUUCGUUCAUCCUAUCUCGAUUCGAUCUCUGAUCUUGGUAAAGGUACCACCCUCUCGUUCUCUGGCUAUGAUCGUCUGCCAGUUCUAAUAUUUGCCCAAAUCCGUGGAGAAAAGUGUCAGCUUUAUCGAAUGUUUGUUCUCACCAUCCACGCCGCUCGUCUCUGAUUCCUUAAGGACGGUGCCUUUCUUGUUUUCCCUUGAGAUUUAAGCCUUUUUCACUUGGAUUUGUCACUUGCGGCGAUCUCUUUUUCUCUCGAUUUAUUCCCUUUUAUUAGCAUUUCUGGCUAUUGCUUUUGUAUUCUUCUUGAAUUUGGAUAGAUGGCAGGGGAAAGCUGCAACCUUGACAAAGAUGAAGCUGAGAUCCUCAAACCCUCGUCCUCCUCGUCUUCUUCUUCUUCUUCUUCCUCUUCUCCGUCUCCCUCUCCUCCGCCCGCACCACCGUCCCCACCUUCUCUUUGCCUGAAGCCUCCCCAGGAGCUCCCAGUUCCCGAGAUGCCUGAGAAUUCAGGAAAUCCAGCGGCGGCCGAUUCCGGCGCCGCUCUCUCUUUCGAGAUGAAGAUUAGCAAGCAGGCCCCUCCCCUUCGCUACAUCAACCGGUGCUCGACUUGCCGGAAAAGGGUGGGGCUCACCGGCUUCCGGUGCCGGUGCGGGGAUCUCUUCUGCGCUAGCCACCGGUACUCCGACACCCACGACUGCUCCUUUGAUUACAAAGCUGCUGGAAGAGAGCAGAUUGCGAAGGCCAACCCCCUCAUAAGAGCUGCUAAGAUCAUUAAGAUUUGAGUUUAAUCCUCUUAUUUGGAUCUUCUUCAUGGUUGCAUUAUCUCUGUUAUCAUGGGCUACUCCACAAGAGAACAAGAUCCAUGUGAACUAUUUGUCAUUACAUAUGUUUCAGCAGAAGCAAUCAGCAGAACCAAUUCUUUUUCGAAUGCAAGCUUAUCAAAGCAUAUUUGACGGUUGAAUCCUCUUAUUGGGAUUCUCUUCAUGUUAGCCAUAUCUAUGUUGCCAUGGGCUACUCUACAAGAGAACAAGAUCCAUGUGAACCAUUUGUCAUUACAUGUGUUUCAGCAGAACCAAUUCUUUUUCAAAAGCAAGCUUAUGAAAGCAUAUUGGACAGUUUGAUCCCCUUCAUGUUAGCCAUAUCUAUGUUGCCAUGGGCUACUCUACAAGAGAACAAGAUCCAUGUGAACUACUUGUCAUCACAUGUGCUUCAGAACUUCUCCCUAGUAAUGCAUAAGAUGCUAAACUUUGUUUGCAGUGACUUUUCCCUUGUAAAGGCUGUUGAGGCAGCUUACUUUUGGAUGAUGUUAGGUGCUCACUUUUACCUUUGUUGGAUGCUUUGCAGUUACCCAAUCAUACAACAUUCUCUUUUCUAAAGGAAAAGAUGGAAGUGUAUUCA